AUGCCAUAUGCUUUACCAGCCACGCGAAACCCAGCGGCUGCGCAAGGACAAUUGUCCACUUCGAUUCCAAGUGAGUAUCUUUUCUUCAAAGACUGACUGAGUUCCAUUAAGAAAUGAUAUUGCGAAAAUUCUUUUCUAUUGUAUUCCCAUGUAUUAAAAAAUUAUCAAUUUCUUUUUGAUUUGUAGCCUUCUACGUGCGAGAUGUUUUACCAUCCACGCAAACCCCGGCGGCUGUGCCUGGACAAUUGUCUACUUCAACUCCAAGUGAGUAUCUUUUCCUAAAAGACUAACUGAGUUCUAUCUUAUUUAAGUAAUGAUACUGAAAUUUUUUUUUCAUUUGUGUUCCCAUGUAUUAUAUUAUUAUUAUAUUAUAUGUAUUGUAGCCUUGUCCACGCCGUAUGUUUUACCAGCCACGCAAAACCCAGCGGCUCCGCCAGAACAAUUCCGGAUUCCAAGUGAGUAUCCUUUCUUAAAAGACUGACUGAGCUCCAUCUUAUUUAAGUAAAGAUAUGGAAAAAUUUUUUUCAAUUGUCUUUUCAUGUAUUAGAUUAUAUCAUUUUCUUUUUGAUUUGUAGCCUUGUCCACGCCAUAUUUACCCGCCACGGUGACAAACGCAGAGUCAGAGACAUCCUCCGUACCAGGUGAUAUUUUUUUACGUAUAACAAUUUCGAAAUAUCCCUCGUGGUAUUUAUGCCAAAUAUCCUUACAAAUCAUGCUAUUACCUAUACAAACAUGGAUUUACAAAGAAAACAGAUCGUACAGGUCCACCGACAUCAGGGUUUCCGUCAUAUUUGGCAUGCUUCUUUGAACAUUCGCUUAACAACGAAUCCACGUAUCCCUUAAUAACGACUUGAGAAGAUAACCAGUUUAGAUGUAUAGGUCUAUAUUGUGGACUUUAUGACUGACUUACACUAGUACUAUUUUCAGGCGUCCAUUUCAUUUCUCGCCACUGUCCGAUGGAUCGCCGUAUGACGCCACAGUUUUGGCUUUCCUGUUCUUGUCGGUGCGAGGAGCAUUUGCCCCCGCACCGAUAGAGACGUAUAAUAAAGGCGAUUUCGCUCUGAGGGAGGAAGCUAAAUCUUGGCCGCUGUUGUGCCACGUAGACAACUCUAGUGGCAAGAUAAACGUGAGUCUUAAAUCACACAUUCUUUUCCAUAGAGUUUCCUUUUUUAAGUUCCGCUUGGUUAAAAAGUGCUUGCUACGCAGGACACACAAUAGUGGAAAAACUGGGUAGAAAAUUGUUCCGAGGUGUAAGGACAUCACAAACAUGCUUUAACUGCCAAUGACUUACAGGUCAAAGGCAUGAAAAAAAUAUGCAUCCAAACGGGCAGGAUGUAAUGAUAAUUCGGUUCAGUUACUGCUCCAUCCAUUCAUUACAAGGCACAAGGUUUGCAUUAGUUAUUUGUCUGAGUGCAUAAUUAUCAAUAAUUCUUUUGCCACUUCUACUGUAAACAUUAAUUCGGGUGACAUGAGAGUAUUUAUAUCCCUAACAAUGAUGCCAUAUGGAUGUCAUUUAUAUACUUUGGUUUAUCGUCUAAGUUUUCUAAAAAAAACUUUAUGCAACAAAAACUUCACAUUUUAUGAUAACAAGUCCUUGCAAGUUUUCAUUCACAGAUGCUGUUCAGUUUAAUUUCCAUUUAUCGCUAACGCUUAAGACAAUGCAAUCUUAUUCCGGUGUUUUUUCUUCUUUUAGACCAACAAACCCCUCAAUUACUUGACAAGUCUUUUCAAGAGGGUUGUGGUGAAAGCUGGGUUCGACCCGAGGAGGAUAACCCACCACUGCAACAGGUCGGUAAGUUCAUUUUCUUUACUAAAACGUGGAGUCAUUACUGCAUGCGGAACCAAUUCGAGGGAAAAUAGUUUUAGUGGAAGAGGAGCCUCUGGUAUGUUUUGAUGGACGAAAGACGUGCUCGCCGACGACUAUCCGGAAAAGGAAAAUUUCCUCUCAAAAACUGGUUAUGAUCUUCCUUUAUUCUUUUCAGGGAUUUGCCACCAUGUUUAUAAUAAAUCGAAUGGUGGAAAACAAUGGGGUCUUCCCGCGGGAAGCAAUCUCCACCCCGUGUCGCCUCGCAGGGUGGAGCGAGAAGAGGGGCACAUGGGCCCUAUACAUUAAAGAAGUAAUGGAGAGGCACUUAGACUCAAGUGCCUAUAUCUACAGGUAAACGCAUGCAUAUGGGAUAUACUUGAAGCGCUUAUACGUGCCAAUUUUGUAUGAAGAAGGGCAAAUGCACGAUUUAUUGAAAUGGCUGAGUCUUGCGCGCGGAUUGGUAAAGGUGGUAGUGCAUUUUUUUCCACUUUCUUCCUUGUCUUGGUGAAAGUGAGACCCCUAUUACCUGUGGAAAGAGCCGCAAUGUGAAGGGACUGAGAAAAAAGUGCUCAGGUCAACUAUCCUCUGGCAUUUCAUCGAAGAUCUAAUCAAUCAAUCAAUCAAUCAAUCAAUCAAUCAAUCAAUCAAUCAAUCAAUCAACCAAUCAAAUCAAUCAAAUUUAUUUAACCACGUAACACCACAAGCUGGUAAUUGAACAUCGACUGUUGUAAUUUUCCUGUUGUGCGAUUCAGAAGCGCGGGGGGUUGAGAGUAAACAUUAAACCUGUUCAAUAGCAUCACAGUUCCUAGCUCAAAAACCAGUCAAUUUUCCUUCUUAAACUUUUAGUUUCGUAUCAUCAUUUUCAAUAUUAUUGGAAACCCAAACCCGGCAAACAUAAAUCAGCUUAUCGGGCCCGAAACGUUGCCAGGACUAUCGAGAAACGGUACCCAAAGUGAAAAGAGAGGUAAACGCAGGAUUAAAUAAAACUUCCAUCAUGAAAAUAGACUCUUGGAGAUACAGUAGAAUCCCCGCUUUAACGACACCUCGUUAUUACCGACAGUUUACUUUUUCCCUGUUGAAAGAAAGCCCUUGCAUUUCUCUCAAUUCAACCUGCAAAAUAUAGACACCCUGUUAAUACGGACACUUUCUGUAGACCCUCCGUGUCCGUGUUAACGGGGUUUGACUGCAGCCCCCAAUGUGAUAAUACUGCAAGACUAGUGCAUAUGUCAUGUCUCCCCGUAAAGGAAAAUCUAGAGUAAUUGAAUUUUUCUUUUUGUGCUAUUAAAUCGCAAGGAGUUCAGAAAUGAUAAGUGUUCAUACUUAAAGAAGAUAAAAACCAGUUACAACUAUCGCCUGGUGUCUCCGGAAAAAAUCUUGUCACCAGGGAAGAUUGCAUAAGUUUUGACCCCGCAUCCUUUCUGGAAUUUGAGAAUUCAUUCAAGGAUGAUGUUUUAAAGGCGACGAUCGGGGAGGCCAACGGGGUAGUGGGGCGGGAUCGGGCUUGUAUGGAGUGUCUACAACGUAAACUCGCUCCUUUGAAGAGAGUUUGAGAACCACCACUGAAGAAGACGACAGAUAAGUAUUUGCGCUCUGGCAUAAUUUGAUAAAUGCAGGCAAACUGUUCCAGAGAUGAGUUCUUAAGUCAGUGAUAAGAUCGUCCUCGCUUGCUUACGUCCACGUCGAAGAUGCGCGGUUACGACAAAGGAAUAUACCAAGAGAGGGUGUUUCCGUACCGAGUUUUUAUUUCACGUUCUUUCGCCAUCGACUCAUGAAUGACUUGUCGAUUAACGUUUUUAAGAUGAUUUCAAUUACUUAGUUUCAAUACAUUUUUUAAUCGAAUCUUAUAAUUGUCUUUUUAAUUGUAUUUAUAGAGAUAUUUUUACUAAACUUUUAUUUUAUAUAAUAUUUUAAUUUUAUUAUAUUUAUUUAUUUAUUUAUUUUUAUUUUUUUGGGUAGGGUGCAUUUCAUCAUAUAUUUCAAUGCUAUUUUGCGCCUAAUAAACUGUAAAUUAUUAUUAUAUCGUGACAUCUUAAAUUCACCAAUAUUUAACCUUUCACCUAUUGCAGGCAUUCAAACAUCCCUUACGCAUCCAAGAAUAUUUGGAAAGAAAUAUGCCCCUUGUAGACAACGACUUAGCUCUGAGGAGGUUUUCCCCGAUGGAUUACGGGCAGCCCCUCACGGAAGCUGUAAUUUGUCCCUACAGUGGUUGCCCGUUCUCCACCGGCGAUGGAGAGGCGAUGAAACGCCAUCAACAGGAGAACAGCAGACACCCUGGAUGGGGGGCGCUACGAAGUCAAACCCGUGGAAAAGAAGUGGAUCUGCCCUAAAGAGGUAUGCGGGGCAUCCUUUUUGGCCAGGGACCAUCCUUACCGUCAUAUGAUGGUCCACUCAAGGCCUCUAGGGCCGCCAAGAGCACCCGCCUAAAGAAGCACAUGGAGGAAAACGGCCAUCACUCGGCGACAAAGGCCGACGGAAGUCAUGCCCAUUGGAAGAGAAAGAGGGGAAGCUCGUUACUGAAGGAGCAAUAGCUCCUCUCCCGGCUUUCCGAUUCAGGCCCCAACCACUCGUAUCCGGAUGUUUCUGAAGACGGCGUUUUGUCCUCCGUUUCAGCCUUCCGUCCACACAACACCGGCGUUUUUGGCCAUUCCUACCUCACAUUUUGAAAAACGGGUUCCCUGAAGGAAGAAUCUUGCAUGAGGAAGCCAUAACACCUAGCAGCUCCCACAAGCUCGUAAUCGAACAUGGAAUGUAUAACUGUAAUUUUAUUGUGGUAUUUCAGAAGUGCACGGGCUUUAGAGUGAUCACUAAACCUUUUCGACAGUUCCUAGCUCAGCCUACGUAAACUUAUAGUUUCAUCUCAUCAUUUUCAAGAUUAUUUCAAAUCCAAAGCCGGCAAACAUCAACUACUUAGCAUACUGGUAAAUAGAGGGGUUAACGCAGAAUGAAAUAGAAAUAGAAAAUAGAUUUGAAGAUAAAAUCAAACCCCAGUUUACAGACACUCGUUCACUUUCCCUCAAUUCAACCUCAGUUUAAUGUGGACUCCUCGUUAAUACUGACACUUUCUGUGGACCCGCAGUGUCCAUGAUAUCGUGGUUUGAUUAUAGCCCCAAUGUGAUAAGACUAUGAGACUGAGGCUUAUGUCAUUUCUCCCCGGAAACGAAAAUAUUGUGUAAUUGAAUUUCUCUUGUUGUGCCAUUGUCAUCGCAGGGAGUUGAGAACCGUGAAAACAUCAUACUUGAAGGCCAUCACAACAAGUUUCAACUACCGCCUCGUUAAACCAGAAAAAAACUUGGUUACAAGAGAGGAAUGCCUUGAAUACGACGCCUCAUCAUUCCUCAAAUUUGAGGAUUCCUUUCCAGACGAGGUGUUGAAAGCAACAAUAGGGGAGGCCAGUGAAGGUAGAUAAAUUAUUCCAUUUCUUAAAAGACAUGUUCGAGAAAUCGAGCGAUCAUGAGUCUUUCACAUCCUAAACUAGAAUAACAGUCUCUUUUCUCUUUACACAUACAGCUCUAAAACGCCUCAAGAGUGCGACCAAUCAAGAGGAAACUUUUAAUGGUAAACAUGAGGAUUACAUUAAAUGGCUUAAAAUUUUUAAGGGUAGUGCGGUCACCUUUAAGGUGCUUUCUCAGUUUCCUUUUUCCUUUUUCAGACCAGAUUCCUGAACUAUGACUUUUAUUUGUUUCCCAUGAAAGUACUUGGAGCCAUACGCAUAGUAAGCGCGGCAGAUACCUAUCGCCGGUCAUUUCAUGUAUAAACCUCUCGGAGCAAAGGAGAGAACCAACAACAAACUCAACCCACAUAUGGCGUCGACGCCAGGAUUCGAACCCGGGCCACAUUGGUGGGAGGCGAGUGCUCUCACCACUGCGCCACCCUUGCUCCCUAAUGUAUUAAGCUUGUCUGAAUCUGAUUCAUACGGUUUAACUCAUGCGAUCACACAGGCACAUUUCUCAAUUCACCGUUUCCUUUUUUCGGAGAUACCAUUACUUUACUAAAAACAGGUGUGGAUGGUGACCUUACUUACCUGACGUUCAAAUGCCUUUAUAAAUUGAUGACUCUCUCGGCUGUCUCCACCUCCUUUUCACACGUUAUGAGGAAUAGUUGGACAUAAACAUUUAAGAUCUAUUGGUUUGACUAUGUGGCUAGAUAUUUAACACUUUUGGCCGUAUUACAUAAGAUCCGAUUGACCCAAUUUUCUUAUCUUUUGAUCAUAGGUUUGAAUCGGGAGAAAUUGGAGACACGUUUAAAAGCAGCAAAGUUGCGUGCAGUGGCUCAGUUUGCCACUGCGCGUAACAAUGAACAUCAUGACCGGCAGUGGGGACUUCCCCAAGCACCAAACCCCAACAAGGAGGUGGGAGUCCUAUAUAAUAUGGGAGAGCAUUCCUCAUAUUUAAUCGGGAAAAUAACGUUCCCUAGAUCCAAGUUCUCAACUUAUUUGGAGGGUCCAUUCAAAUGACUCUUGGACAAUAUAUAUUUGCUAUUGGUGACCUGAAAUGCGACGACGGGGUUGGUAACGAGAACGUCAAAAAAGGAAUACGUUAAGAUGAUCUAAGAUUAGCAAAAUAACAACUUUGCACGUGCAUCACGCUUUUUUGUACAUUUCUUUGCCGUCACAGCACGACUACAACGUGAAAAUGCCUAAUUUUACGAUAGACAAGUUACUACGAAAUUUUCUCUCUCUCUGAACCUGGAUAUGGUUUCUAGGAAUGUAACUCCAGGAGAGUUCGCUUCAAAAUUUGACAAAGUAAGUUAGUGGGAGCUGUCGCGGCGAAGGUUGAAUGAACGCAAAUUCACUCCCUCGGAUCUUAAGGUCCCUAUUGCAAGGGGAGCAGUGUUGUAUGUGCUAAAACGUAAAGGUCGCCCAAAUUUAUAACAGGGAGUUUGAGAAUUACUAAGACUAGAUGACGACAGAUACGCAAUCGCGAUUUGCCAUACUUUGAUGACUGAAGACAAACUAUCCUGGACAUGAAUUCUUUUGUGAUAAAUUGGUUGUCACCUGCUUAUGUCCGAAGUUGCGCAGUUACAACAGAGGAAUGUAAAAAAAAGGGUGUUUUCUUACCGAGGCGGUAUUUCACAAUUUUUGUCCACCGUGACAUCUUAAAUUCACCAGUAUUAAACCUUUCACCUAUUGCAGGCAUUCAAAGAUCCCUUGUCAAUAAAGGAAUAUUUGGAAAGAAAUAUGCCACUAUCAGAAAACGACCUAGUCCUGAGGAGGUUUUCCCCGGUGGAUUACGGGCAGCCCCUCACGGAAGCUGUUAUUUUUCCCUACAAUGGCUGUCCGUUCUCCACCGGCGAUGGAGAGGCGAUGAAACGCCAUCAACAGGAGACCAGGCACCCUGGAUGGGGGCGGUACGAAGAAAAGCCCAUUGACAAGAAGUGGAUCUGCCCUAAAGAGGUAUGCGGGGCAUCCUUUUUGGCCUGGGACCAUCUUUACCACUGCAACAGGUCGGUAAGUUCAUUUUCUUUACCAAAACGUGGAGUCAUUACUGCAUGCGGAACCAAUUCGAGGGAAAAUAGUUUUAGUGGAAGAGGAGCCUCUGGUAUAUUUUGAUGGACGAAAGACGUGUUCGCCAACGACUCUAGUACGGAAAAGGAAUCUUGCCUCUCAAAAACUGGUUAUGAUCUUCCUUUAUUCUUUUCAGGGAUUUGCCACUACCUUUAUUAUUAACCAAAUGAUUGAAAAUGAUGGGGUCUUCCCUAGAGAGGCCAUCUCCACCCUGUGUCGCCUCGCAGGGUGGAGCGAGAAGGGGGGCACAUGGGCCCUAUACAUUAAAGAAGUAAUGGAGUGGCACUUAGACUCAAGUGCCUACAUCUACAGGUAAAAGCAUGCAUAUGGGGUAUACUUGAAUCGCUUAUAUGUGCCAAUUUUGUAUGAAGAAGGGCAAAUGCACGAUUUAUUGAAAUAGCUGGGUCUGGGUCGCGCUGAUUGAUCAAGGUGGUAGUGCAUUUUUUUCCACUUUCUUCCUUGUCUUGGUGAAAGUGAGACCUCUGCGGCUUGUGGAAAGAGUCUCAAGGUGAAGGGCCUGAGAAAAAAGGGCUCAGGUCAUCUAUCCUCAGGCAAGCAGUCGAAGAUCUAAUCAUUAUAUCAAUCAAAUUAAUCAAUCAAGAACUUUAAAUCUCAAACAACAAUAAAAGUAGGAAGAAAAGAAUAAACAUGUACUCCAUUUUUCUCCUUUGACCGAGGGAUCACCGCACGACGUUGCCAUUUUGGUCUUUCUUCUCUUGCCGGUGCCAGGGGCAUUUCUCCUCGCACCUUAAGAGGCACACAACAGAGGGGAUUUCAUCCUCCGAGAGGGGGCCAAAUCUUGGCCGCUUUUGUGCCACAUCGACACAUCCAGUGGCAAGACAACGUGAGUCCUAAAUCACACAUUCUUUCCUAUAGUGUUUCUUUUUGGCACUUGGUUGAAUAGCGCUUGUUAUGCAGAACACACCACAAUGGAAAUAGGGAAGAAAGUUGUCCGGAUGUAUGACGACAACAGGAAUGUACUUUAUUUGCAAAUAGUUUACAUAUCUUACCGAAGAAAAAAACAUGCAACCAAACAGGAUGGAAUGAUAAUGUAACUGCUCCAUCCAUUCAUUACAAGGCACAAGCUUAAUUUUCAACCUUAUUGUUUGUCUGAGGACAUAAUUAUCAAUAAUUCUUUUAGGACUUCUACUGUAAGUAAUUAGUUGCUUGUAAACAGGAAUUCGGGUAAUAUGAGAGUAUUUAUAUCUAUCAAGGAUUCUAUAUGGAUAGCAUUUAAAUACUUAUUUAUCGUCUAUGUUUUCUACAAAACUUUAAGCAACGGAAACUUCACACUUUAUAGUAACAAAUCCUUAGAAGUUUUUACUUCCAGAUGCCGUUAAUUUUAAAUUCCUCUAGCACUACCGCUUAAGAUAAUGCAAUCUUUUCUCGGUGUUUUUUCUUCUUUUAGAACAAAAGACCACUCAAAGAUCUCACCAGCCCUUUAAAAAAAGUGGUUAUCAAGGUCGGGUUUGACAUGUGGAGAAUUACCCACCACUGCAACAGGUCGGUCAGUCAGAACUGCAUGCAGAACCAAAUCGAGGGAAAAUAGUUAUGGUGGAAGAGGAGCCUCCCGAAUGUUUUGAUGAACGAAAGACGUCAGUGCUCGGCGACGAGUAUCCGGAAAAGAAAACUUGCCUCUAAAAAACUAGUAGUGCCCUUUUUAAAUUCUUUUCAGCGUUUUGCCACUACAUUCAUCAUAAAUCAGAUGACAAUGGUGUUUUUCCGCCCGAGGCCAUCUCCACCCUGUGUCACCUCGCAGUGGUGUCAAAUAGAUUUUAUCAAGGCAGCUCUUAGUUAAUUUACUUGCUAUAGCAUUUCCUAUCAUUUUGAUUCCUUCAUGUCUGUAUUUUCCUUCUAUGAAGUUGCAUUAUAUUAGUCCCCUAAUGUUUACUUUAUUAUGCUUACUCGUAGUAGGUCCACAUCAGCCCUUUGGCUGCCUUCCUUCUCCAACAUACUUAUCAAAAAAGUAAGUAUUUAUGCAAGUCCUCCUACAAUCAAAUCGUUUGCAACGCAUGAGAUCCGUAAUUUGAGCCCACAAGGCAUAUACAGUGUAUAUUUUACGGAGGGAAUGUUGUUGUUGUUGGAACUCUCUGUAGGACUCAGGCAUCGAAGCCAGUCUUUAAAAACCUUGCUCUUUUUUUAUCCAUCCGUCGCUACCCUGAGCUAUUUGGAAUGAACAUGGGACCACUUGGGUCUUUUACAUCAAAGAAAUUAUGAAAAGCCACUUGAAUUAUAGUGCAUACCUUUACAAGGAAAAGUGCACACACCAGGUACAUUUGAUCUGUUUAAAUCAAAAAAUACACAAAGAAAAAUCCAUCUUUGAGCAAAGAGACAUGAGUCAACGAUUCGAAAUUGCCUGACAGACAGCUUUAAGUAAGUUGGCACGAUGACUAAUUAUAACCAGCGAAUUUUGCCUUUUUGAUAAAAUGCACCAGAUAACAGCAAGAAAAAAGGAUCGAGCCAACAACUGCUCAAUUUGCACCCCAAGAAAAGUCGAAAGGCACAUUUAUGACAGUGGCAUUAUUGCCUCAGUCAGAGGUUUCUGAAAUUCCCUGCCGUUUUCCUGACAAAUGCAAAAAUUUCCUGAGCAACUGAAUAAGCGGUUUCAAAAAAUUAGUCCUGAUAAUGAACUCAACGGAACCGUUACCUCACAGCCACUCUCUCCACCCAUAAAUUUACGCUUUUAGCAAGUCACGUGCAGUGUAAAAUUAAUGAAUUGAUAGUUCCUUAACAAAACUUGUUCAAUUUUAUGAACAACAUUCGAACAAUACAAUGUGAUUCAUGUCCGUAAAAUGAACAAAAGAACUUUAAAUGUCAAACAACAAUAAAAGUAGAGAGAAAAGAAUAAAUAUGUACUCGUCAAAUUUUACUUUUCCCUGACUACCUUCAAAGAAUUAAAUUUUCCCUGACUCGAAGUGAAAUUCCCUGACUUUUCCCUGAGCUUGAAGAAUUUUUUCCCUGACCAUUUCCUGACCUGUGGCAACCACAAGUGGGAAUUACCACAAGACCUGAAUACCGACAACACACUGUACCAGCCGUAUUCAACGUUAAAAUAUAUUCUCCAAAGUAUUGUAGUAUACACCAUUUAAACCUUCCCGCUAACACUAUAAAGGGCCAUUCAUUUAACUUUCGCGGGUUCAGAAGGUUGAUCUGGUUUGUGCAUUUUUUCAAGCCUUCUGGGGAGAGAUUUUUUCCCUUGAAUCUUAUCUAAUACGUACAGGACAACAAUUACUAUUCCUUGCCAGAAGCAAGUGAUUUGUUGCUCGGUUCAUUUCCCGUACUGGAAUAUUGUCAGCCUUCUGAAACAGUACAUAAGAUAAGAUGUCUGUCCCCUCACUUCCCACCAAAUAUGUCAGAAUAUAAAGAACCGUUAACAACUCAACAUCAUGACGAAGAAUAGUAAAAAUCACGAUGAAUCCCCAGACAAACAUUAUACAUUCUUUAAGACCUCUGGAAGUUCAGGAACUAAAAAACAGAGCCCACGCCAAAAGCCCUCCGAGAACAAGAAAUUUCUUUCAACAUCUCUCAAACCCUUUCGGAACGUUUCCGUCCAUUAGACAAAAACGUCUACUAAAAGCUCACACAGAUACGGUGCGUGCGAAAGCAAAAGCUAAAGAGAAGCGACUUUUCAACCACUUUUUGCAAAGUCAAAGCUCACUGGUUAAAAAACUCGACAAGAAGUCUGAAGACACACAUAGUGCACAGCUCAAAACAGUCUCUGUUAUGAAAAAGAAAAUUGCCUUAGCUGACUGUAAAUACAGGUCAGAUGGCACGCAGGACUGCGCGGGCCUCCCUUCCAAAAAGUAUGGACGUAAAACAGUCCAGCACCCAACUCAAUCGCCCCUCACAGGUUUCUGAAACCAGAUGCUGCAACAGUUGUACGUAUCGUAGUGGUGCCAAGAAAAUGAUCAUGAUAAAGAGACAGAAACAAGAGUACCAAUGGCAAAGUGAUGCCAGUAAAACAGAAACAGUCCAUUCUGAAAAAGAAGCAAGUCUUUCAAAUUGA
This is a messenger RNA of Porites evermanni, 11316 nucleotides long. Lineage: Eukaryota; Metazoa; Cnidaria; Anthozoa; Scleractinia; Poritidae. The record is from the annotation of a GenBank genome assembly.